Messenger RNA from Habropoda laboriosa, 3385 nucleotides. RefSeq names its product probable phospholipid-transporting ATPase IF. The transcript has 19 exons. The coding region runs from base 17 to 3385 and encodes 1122 amino acids. Gene Ontology annotation, cellular component: endoplasmic reticulum; plasma membrane; trans-Golgi network. Gene Ontology annotation, molecular function: ATPase-coupled intramembrane lipid carrier activity; magnesium ion binding; ATP binding. Lineage: Eukaryota; Metazoa; Arthropoda; Insecta; Hymenoptera; Apidae. Gene Ontology annotation, biological process: phospholipid translocation. The record is from RefSeq and is a predicted model, not a curated record.
ACGCGUACGCAGAAAAAUGGGUAGCGCGACAUCGGUAUUCGCUGAUCAUAGGGUUAUAACUAUCAGCCCAAACCAUGACCCGAGGGAAACAAUAUUUUCAGAUAACCGCAUCGUAUCGAAAAAAUACACAGUGUGGAACUUCAUACCAAAGAAUCUCUUCGAGCAGUUCAGGAGAGUAGCGAAUUUCUAUUUCCUCGUAAUGACGAUCAUUUCACUGAUGAUAGAAUCCCCGAUUUCACCCCUGACCAGCAUACUACCGUUGAAUUUCGUCAUACUUGUAACCGCCUGCAAGCAAGGUUACGAAGACUACCUUCGUCACAAACUGGAUCAAAAAGUGAAUCGUGCGCUGGUCACAGUUAUUCGCAACAAGUGUACACAGAGCAUUCAUUGUUCACAAAUAGUUGUCGGAGAUUUGGUGAAAGUCAGCCGCGAGCAGGAUGUCCCUUGCGACCUCCUGCUACUUUCCACUACCGAGGAUUCGGAACGUUGCUACGUAACCACGUCGAAUCUAGACGGUGAAACCAAUUUGAAGACGAUAAUGAUCCCAAAAGUGAUUUCGAAGAUGUCCCCGUCGCAGAUAGUGUCAAUGGAGGCCACAGUCACAUGCCAGCACCCCUCAUCCGACCUCUACAGCUUCCAUGGCAAACUGGAACUUAAUAACGGCAACAGUGAAGUGUCCACUUGUCAUCUAACGAUCCAAAAUUUAUUACUUCGUGGAUCAAGGCUGAAAGACACCGAUCACAUAAUCGGUUGUGCAGUUUACACCGGUCACGACACUAAAUUGUCCCUGAAUUCUAAGAUCAGAUGCAACAAAUUCUCCACAGCCGAGAAGUCAAUAAAUAGGCAUAUUAUCAUAUUUAUCGUAUUACUGCUGAGCGAAGUGGUGGAAUCUUGUAUAAUGAAAAUAGUAAUGGAGAAUGCGAUGUCCUGGAGCUCGUAUUUGGGUCCCAACAAUCCGACCACUUUCUCAUGGCUGGUCAACGAUUUCCUCAGCUUCGUCGUUCUCUACAAUUACAUCGUGCCCAUAUCGUUGUACGUUACCAUAGAAUUACAAAAAUUCCUCAGUUCGUUUUUCUUCAGCUGGGACAUCGAAAUGUACGACGAGGCGACCGAGCAGCCAGCGUUGGCCAACACGUCCGACUUGAACGAGGAGCUCGGGCAAAUCGAGUAUCUGUUCGCUGAUAAGACUGGCACACUGACCGAGAACCUGAUGGUGUUCAGACGUUGCUCCAUCAACGGGCACACCUACAUGGAGAAAGAUUGCGACGGUCGUCUGUACAUGUUGCCUCCAAGCGGAAACGAGAAUGACGCUGUUAUGCUAACUAAUUGGGAGCCAGAGAUUUGGCAUUUCAUGAUAAGCCUGGCUCUCUGUCAUUCCGUUCAAAUCUCACCACCGAGCCAAAGACCUAGCGUGAUAGCGAAGCGAAAAGAAUUUCGCAGGAGCUUCAAGGAGAAGAAAGUGUUGCAGGUGAACAGUUCCCUGUUGAUGCAUCCGGAUUUACCCGAGUAUCAGGCAGCAUCUGCAGACGAGAAGGCUUUGGUCGAGGCUAGUGCCAGAUGCGGAGUCAUCUUCUGGAAGAGUAACAGCGACAUGAUAGAACUUAAGAUCGAAGGGAACACCGUUGCUUACGAGAAGCUCGAAGUCUUAGAAUUCACUUCUGAACGCAAGAGGAUGUCUGUAGUAGUGAAAGACGCGGCUGGAGAUUUCUGGCUGUAUUGCAAAGGGGCGGAUUCGAAUAUCUUGCCAUUAAUUGUCUCCGGGACAAUUAAUCAGGCUAUCGCGCAUGUAGCUGAUUUUUCCAUGCGAGGUCUUCGAACGUUGGUCGUUGGGUACAGAAAGAUGGAUCAGAUGGAGUACACUCGACUGGUACAGAGAGUAGAACAAGCCAGGCAAAUAAUUGGAAUUGAGAGAUUAAUUUACAUGGAAAAAGCGUACAAUAUGAUGGAAAGUGGUCUGACUUUAUUAGGCGUGACUGCUGUCGAGGAUCGCCUUCAGGAAGGCGUAGAGGAAACCCUCGAAUGUUUACAAGUCGCUGGAAUAAAAAUAUGGGUGUUGACUGGAGACAAAGCAGAAACUGCUGAGAAUAUCGCAUUUCUCUGUGGUCAAUAUAAAAGCGGGACAGAGGUACUUAGAGUGUUAGAAUUAUCCACGAAAAGAGUUUGCUUCCGAAGACUUACGACUAUUGAACGGAGGAUAAAGCUCGAACCUCACAAACAGUACGGAUUAUUAGUGGAUGGCUGCAGUAUUGCAACCGCAUUGAAGGAUCACCCGGAGCUAUUCAGAUCAGUUGCGAUGACUUGCGAUGCAGUAGUCUGUUGCAGGCUGACGCCGUUACAGAAAAGUGAAAUUGUAAGUUUGAUGAAGAAGGCAAAAACUGUGCCGCAUACCGCUGCCAUUGGCGACGGAGGAAACGACGUGUCUAUGAUACAGGAAGCUCACGUUGGAAUAGGAAUAAUGGGUAAAGAGGGUCGUCAAGCGACCAUGAGCUCCGAUUUUGCUAUAGCAAAAUUCAAAUACUUGAAGAAAGUUCUGCUGGUCCACGGGCAUUGGUACUACUAUCGAAUCAGCAUUCUAGCGCAAUAUUUCUUCUACAAGAACUUCAUCUUCAUCACGCCACAGUUGUUGUUCAACAUGACCUGCGGCUACUCUACCCAGGCACUCUACGACGCCCUGUUCUUAAUGCUCUUCAACGUAGUGUUCACAUCCGUACCGAUAUUAGCGUACGGAUUAUUCGAACAAGAUUACACCGCUGAGACGCUAUUGCGCUACCCGUACUUGUACAAAUUGUAUCAGCGCAACUAUUUGUUAUCAGGAAGACAAUUUUUCAUAUGGACUGCAUUAGCCUGUUGGCACACCAUUGCCAUAUUUUCUAUGUCAUACGUAUACAUAUACAUCAAUCCUGUUACCCUGUAUAAUAACACACCGACAGAACAGUGGUCGUUCAGCACAAUCGUCAUUCAUUUAGUUACAUUAAUAGCUAAUCUACAGGUAGUGUUAAGAAGCUCGUAUUGGACAGUACCUUUCACGUUAACGGUACUACUAUCAGAACUGUCGUUCCUCGUGGUAGCAUUCAUCUAUUCGCUCAUGCACAAGAGGUACGACGGAGAUAUGCUGAGGGUCUUUUAUAUCCUAGUGUCGUCUCUAACGUUCUGGCUGUUGACCAUAAUCGUCGUUGUCGCUUGCCUGAUACCAGACUACCUAGUCAUCAUAUACAAUAAUCACAGACCCACGCGAAUAAUGAGAAGAAACGAAGAAGUACGGCCCAGUAGAGGAAAUGCUGGCAACGAUAACACGGCGAACAACACACCGCUGCAGAGCAGGAGUCAGCGAUUGUUCAACAUGAUUUCGUGGAAGCAGAACUUCACGGUACGGAAGGCUGAAUAG